AUACUCUAGCUAUGUGCUGCCUUUCAGUGACUACCGUGUCGUACUGUAGGCUACUCAGCAAAAGCAGGCGGAUGGAAUAAGUCGAAAUAGCUUGCACUUCAGGUUUCCAAAACCCUCCUUCGAUACCGCCCAGUCUCUCGGAGAAAAAGUGAUUGUGUUUCGGGAAGACACAGGCUCUGACACAUGAAAGGAAGACGCAUACAGAUUCCAAUGUUGUAGUUGAAGACAGUUUAUCUUUUCCACGCACAGUCUGAUCUGCUAAAGGGAGUAUUUCAUAUCAGAUUUCACGUUCAGUUCUGACCAGCUGGGAGAGCAGAGAGAGGGAGAGAGAGGGCUUGUUUCUCUUCCCCUCCGACUCUGGGUCUUGGAACCCAGGAGCGCAGGAAAGCGAACCACGGCGUGGAACCCUAAACCUGUGUAGGCAAGAUAAAACGUCCGUCGGAAUUUGUUAAGGAUUCUCUUUUGCGAGAUUGACACAUAGGUGAGAGCAAAUAGAUCGUAAGAGAUGGACGAGCAGCCGCGGUUGAUGCACUCUCAUGCGGGAGUAGGGAUGGCAGGGCAUCCCGGCUUGUCUCAACAUAUGGAAGGCACCGGAGGGACGGACGGCGAUGGGAGAAAACAGGACAUAGGAGACAUUUUACAGCAAAUAAUGACCAUCACAGAUCAAAGUCUGGACGAAGCUCAAGCUAGGAAACACGCCUUGAAUUGCCACAGGAUGAAGCCUGCUCUCUUCAACGUCUUGUGUGAAAUCAAAGAAAAGACAGUGCUGAGUAUCCGUGGCGCCCAGGAGGAGGAGCCUCCAGAUGCCCAGCUCAUGCGAUUGGACAACAUGUUGCUGGCGGAGGGCGUGUCUGGACCUGAGAAAGGGGGCGGUUCUGCAGCGGCCGCGGCUGCAGCUGCAGCCUCAGGAGGCGGGGCAGGAGCAGAUAACUCAGCGGAACACUCGGACUACAGAGCCAAGCUCUCUCAGAUCAGACAGAUCUACCACACAGAGCUGGAGAAAUACGAACAGAUGGUAUCCCAGUGCGGAUGGAGGGGGGAGAGUUACACAGGGAGUCAUGGCAACGGAAACAAGGCUUGUAACGAGUUUACUACCCAUGUGAUGAACCUGCUGAGGGAGCAGAGUCGCACACGGCCCAUCUCUCCCAAGGAGAUAGAGCGCAUGGUGGGGAUCAUCCACCGCAAGUUCAGCUCCAUCCAGAUGCAGCUCAAACAGAGCACCUGCGAAGCCGUCAUGAUCCUGCGCUCACGCUUCCUCGACGCCAGACGGAAAAGACGGAACUUCAACAAACAGGCGACAGAGAUCCUGAAUGAGUACUUCUACUCGCACCUGUCUAACCCCUACCCUAGUGAAGAGGCCAAGGAAGAGCUGGCCAAGAAGUGCUCCAUCACAGUUUCACAGGUUUCCAACUGGUUCGGAAAUAAAAGAAUCAGAUACAAGAAAAACAUUGGAAAGUUCCAGGAAGAAGCCAACAUGUACGCUGCCAAAACUGCUGUGAACGCGACCAACGUAUCCUCACACGGGAGCCAGGCUAACUCGCCCUCCACUCCAAAUUCUGCAGGUUCUGCUGGAUCUUUUAACAUGUCAAACUCCGGUGACUUGUUCAUGAGCGUGCAGUCUCUCAAUGGGGACUCGUACCAAGGGGCUCAGGUGGGAGCCAACGUGCAGUCACAGGUGGAUACCCUUCGCCAUGUUAUCAGUCAGACAGGCGGAUACAGUGAGGGCCUCACAGCCAGCCAGAUGUACAGUCCGCAGGGCAUCAAUGCAAACGGAGGCUGGCAGGAUGCUACCACCCCCUCAUCAGUGACAUCACCCACAGAAGGACCCGGAAGUGUUCACUCGGACACGUCCAACUGAACCCUCCACCCUUCUCCUCCACCACCGUCCAGACAGCCCUAACCUCCACCCUCGAUCAUCCAGCCAGCUUCCCAGCCAGCUUCCCAGCCAG
Salvelinus sp. IW2-2015 is the source of this 1949-nucleotide messenger RNA. RefSeq names its product pre-B-cell leukemia homeobox 1b (gene pbx1b). Gene Ontology annotation, cellular component: nucleus. Gene Ontology annotation, biological process: regulation of transcription by RNA polymerase II; eye development; brain development. Gene Ontology annotation, molecular function: DNA-binding transcription factor activity, RNA polymerase II-specific; RNA polymerase II cis-regulatory region sequence-specific DNA binding. NCBI's taxonomy places the organism in Eukaryota, Metazoa, Chordata, Actinopteri, Salmoniformes, Salmonidae. The record is from RefSeq and is a predicted model, not a curated record.